Molecule: messenger RNA, 1870 nt
Organism: Octopus bimaculoides (California two-spot octopus)
Lineage: Eukaryota; Metazoa; Mollusca; Cephalopoda; Octopoda; Octopodidae
Source: RefSeq, a predicted model, not a curated record
AGAUGGAUUCACACAAGCAGACAUAUUCAUACAGGUAACACACACCACGCAUCCAGAGUUUACACUGCAACAUCAACUUAUAUAGUUUAGCACUUGCCCCUUCCCCCAAAUUUCCUCAUCUUAACUACUGCAUCACCACAUCCACACGCAUACAUGCGCACACACAAACGCGCGCGCACACACACACAGAGUGUCAUAUUUAAACACAUACUGGCGUAUGCAAGUGAUGCAUCUAUGCUUUCUGUUACUCUCGGUGGUGCACCAAUGCACGUAGUACAAUGUAUGAACAAUGUAUGAGGAUUUUACGGAAUGCAGUAUUGUACUAUAAUGGAUUUCAGGCACUGAUAUGCAUACAUGCACACACAAAAUUAUACACACAAAUGAAAAUAUAUCUAUAAAUGCAUAUAUACAUAUACAUAUAUCACUAGAAAGAUAAAACUUAAACGUUGCUUGUUUGGGUCUUUUCUCUACUCUGUGAUUAUCACUUUAUUUAAUUAAUUGCUGAUAUUUAUAUUAAUUAAUUAAUUAAUUAUUUAAUUAAUUAAAUCUAUUUGUUUAAGUUCUGAAGAUUACUGACACCGUGGUUAUUAUUGUCAUUAUCAAUAUUAUUAUUGUUGUUAUUAUUUAUUUCAAAAAUACUCUCAGAAGCAACACGUCUAGCACACACGGGCCCACACACACGCGCGCGCGCACACAAAUACACACACACACAUAUACACACACACACAUACAAACAAGCACCUAUACAUACGCUCACACAUAUGGUUGUGGAUCCACAAUACCAAUUUCAGUCCGUGUCCCUUAAUGCCAAUAUCACCCCCACCCUAUUCUCAUCAGCAUCAUCAUCAUCAGCAGCAGCACAAAAAACAUUAACAACAAUCCAAAUUUUCUUAAGAUCGAAACCUAGAGAGGGUCAUUGGAUAAUGUAGUCCUGGAUAUAUUUCUAAACAAGGUGAAGGUGGUCAUUGUUGGAAUGCUUUGAUCAUAGAUCUGUUUAAACAAAGGUAAUCUAGGACCAAAACAGUAACAACAAAAUAACUAUAUCCCACAAUACUUUAUUAUCAUCAUCAUCAUCAUCAUUUCCAUCGAUCACAGCUGCCUUCAUGUUUUUUAUUUUUGUCAUUUAAAAAGACAAAAGAGAAAUAUAAAGAAACAGCUUUAUAAGUUGUUAUUAUACGGGACAAAAAAUGCUAAAUAAUUUUAACAUUGUGCCCCGUGUCAGAUAUUACUGUACACAGCACACCUGGGUGUCCGUCUGGUUGGAACUGCUUUUAUAUUCAAAUUUAAUACUUGCUUGCCAUCCUCAACGACAGACCGUACCCGGAGUUAGUGGUGAGAUUAAAGAAAUCAAUGGGUUGAUGGUCGAUGUUCAAGAUAAUUGUGACCCGGGGAACAAAGACUCGUGCAGUCCAGGCUAUUGUUGUGUCAAAGAGGUUAUUGCUUAUAGGCCUCAGUACAAAGGACAGAAAGCAGCAUAUAAGCAAGCUUGCCGACGCAUGCGCAGAGAAGGUGAAUUCUGCAUGCCUGAAGAUGCACUUCAUAUUUGUCCAUGCAAUAAAGGGUUUGAAUGUCAGGCAGAAGAUGAAAUGGACUAUGGCCACUGUCGAAGAAUCAAGAAACCAGAAAACGAAGCUGAUGUUCUCGCAUUUCGAGUGUGAUUUAUGAAAUGAUGUUUUUUUUUUUUCUUUUUCAUUCCAUGUUUUUUCAAAAAAUAUUUUGUAUUCUUUUCUAUUACAACUUUCUAUCUUUUCUUUAUAUUUGAAAUAAAACUAUUUAUCUAGUAGUACACAAUAUAUUUCUGCAGGAUUAUGGAAGAAAAGAAAAUUAAAACUCGAAAAUUGUUUUGUAUUUAACCCCUAAACCAAUUAUA